AUGGCUUCUUCUUCUUCUUCCACGGCUGUUGAAGUGAGGAAGCAUGAUGUUUUCCUCAGUUUCUGUGGCGAGGACACCCGGACCACAUUUACCAGCACUUUACAUGGAGUUUUGGAGAGUAGAGGUAUAAACGUUUUCAUUGAUGAUGAACUUAAAACAGGGGAGGAGAUUUCGUCAUCUCUUAUGAGUGCAAUUGAAGAAUCAAUGAUUUCAGUUAUUAUUUUCUCGAAAGGUUAUGCAUCUUCAAGAUGGUGUCUUGAAGAACUUGUGAAGAUCCUGGAGUGCAAGAAAACAAAAAAACAGGUGGUAAUACCAGUUUUCUAUCGCAUAAAUCCAUCAGAAGUAAGGAAUCAAACUGAAAUUUUUGGAGAUGGAUUUUCCAAGCUUGUAGAAAGUUUUGAUGAGGAGAAGUUAGAGAAGCUACAAAUGACAGAAGAACAGUCUAAAGACAAGAUUCAGACAUGGAAGAAUGCUUUGACAGACGCAGCCAACCUAUCUGGCAGGUCAAAGCAGAGAUCGGAUGAUUUUGGUCUUGCAAAUAUAGUUAUGGAAGAUAUUUUGAAGUUCUUAAAUUUCAUGUCCCCAAAUAAUAAUGACAAGAAAUUGGUUGGAGUAGAAUCAAUCAUUCAAAAAAUUGAAUCUUUACUGCAAAUUAGGUUGGGAAUUGUUCACAUUGUAGGAAUUUGGGGAAUGCGUGGUAUAGGCAAGACAUCUAUUGCAAAGAGUGUAUUUGACAAAAUAAGCAAUCAGUUUGAAGGUUCAUACUUUGCUAGAAAUAUUAGGGAAGAAUCAAUGAGGCCUUGUGGACUAACUUCAAUGCGGCAAGAACUUCUUUCUACUAUAUUAAAGCAUCAUGUCAGCUUCACAAAAGGAAGGCUUGAUCGUAAAAAAGUUCUCAUUGUUUUUGAUGAUGUGACUACUAUAGGGCAAGUAGAAUCUUUAAUUGACAAUACUAAUUGCUUGGGUCCAGGAAGUCGAAUAAUUAUAACAGCAACGGACAAACAAGUGCUUCAAAAUUGUGGAGCGGAUGACAUUAAUAUAUACAAGAUGAAAGGGCUACUUAAGAAUGAAGCUCUUCAGCUUUUUAGUUGGUAUGCUUUUCGGCAAAAUGGUCCCAACAUGGAUAAUGGUGACUUGUCAAAUAGGGUAGUAAAAUAUACUAAAGGUGUUCCAUUAGCUAUUAAAGUGUUAGGUUAUUACUUACUUGGCAAGUCAAAAGAAGUUUGGGAAAGUGCAUUAAAAAAAUUCAAAAUAAUUCCUCAUAGGGAUAUUCACAAGGUACUAAAAAUAAGUUAUGAUGAUCUACAUGAUGAUGAACAGCGCAUAUUUCUAGAUAUUGCAUGUUUCCUUAAAGGAGAGAGUAAGGAUUUUGUGGUAGACUUUUUGAAUGCUUGUGACUGGGAGGCUGAAAUUGCAUUAAGUGUUCUCAUUGAUAAGUGUCUCAUAACUAUAUCAGAGGAUAACAAGAUAACGAUGCAUGAUUUGCUUCAAGAAACGGGUUGGGAAACUAUAUCUAAUGCAAUCGAAGGCAUAUGUUUAGACAUGUCUGGACAAGGGGAGAUCAUAAACUUACAACCUUCUGCUUUAGGAGUGAUGGAUCAACUGAGAUUCUUUAAACUACAUAACGCGUUAAAUGAAGUGAAUAAUAUCAAUAAAGUGCAUGUUUCUCACGGGCUUAAUUCUGUUGCCACUGAUCUACGAUACUUGUCUUGGCAUGGAUGUCCAUUGAAAUCAUUGCAGCCAAAUUUUAUACCGGAGUACCUUGUUGCACUUGACAUGCCUCAUAGCAAUAUUGAACAACUUUGGUCUGGUGCCCAGCUUCAUAAUUUGAAACAUAUUGAUCUCAGUUUCUCUAAACAUCUAAGAAUUCAAGAUCUCUCAUUGACCUCAAAUCUUGAAAAUUUGAUUUUGGAAGGUUGUACUAGUUUGUGUGAGAUUGUCUCAUCCAUUGAUGGUCUCAAUUAUAAGCUCCUUUUCUUAAAUCUAAGGCAAUGUAAAAGCCUUGGUAGUCUUCCAACAGGCAUUCGUCUAGAAUCUCUCAAAAAACUUCAUAAUUUGAAACAUAUUGAUCUCAGUUUCUCUAAACAUCUAAGGAUUCAAGAUCUCUCAUUGACCCCAAAUCUUGAAAAUUUGAUUUUAGAAGGUUGUACAAGUUUGCGUGAGAUUGCCUCAUCCAUUUAUGGUCUCAAUUAUAAGCUUCUUAUCUUAAAUCUAAGGCAAUGUAAAAGCCUUGGUAGUCUUCCAACAGGUAUUCAUCUAGAAUCUCUCGAAAAAGCUAUCUUUUCUGGGUGCUCAAAUCUUAAGAAGUUUCCACAGAUCUCUUGGAAUAUGAAAGAGCUAUAUUUAGAUGAAACUGCAAUAGAGGAGUUGCCGUCGUCAAUAGAGAAUUUAUCCGGACUAGUUAUAUUGAAUCUUAAAGACUGCUCAAUGCUUGAGAGUGUUACAAGCAAUAUCUGCGAGUUAAAAUCUCUUGAACAUCUCAAUCUCUCAGGGUGUUCAAAACUUCAUGGAUUGCCUGAUAACAUGGGAAAUUUAGAAGCUUUGAGGGUGCUUAAAGCACAGAGGGUACCUACGCGAGAAUUACCAACAUCCAUUCUAAAUUUGCGCUGUGUAGAAGAAUUAGAUCUGACAAGCUGUGGUAUUGAGGAAUUGCCAAACAAUCUUGGUCAGUUAUCCACACUAAGAAGUUUACUUCUUGGCAGAAACUUCUUUAAGAGCAUUCCGACAAGCAUUGUAAAACUGUCCAAGUUAUCUUAUCUUGACCUAAGAUAUUGCAAGAGGCUUGAAAUCCUACCAGAGCUGCCAAGUAAAUUAGAAAAUAUAGAUGCAAGCAAUUGCACAGCAUUGGAAGCACCAUCAAAAUUUUCAGUUUUCUUCAUUGGACAUAUUACUCAAAGCAUAAAAGUCAACUUCAGCAAUUGCUUCAAACUGGAUCUCUUAGCCCUCAGUAAAAAUAUUGAAGAUUUUGGAUCGUCACCAAAUAUUUAUCUUUUUGGAAAGAGAUUUGCUGUUUCAAAAAUGGCUAGUGGUUGUAUCUGUUUCCCUGGAUGGGAAAUCCCAGAGUGGUUCAACUUUCAAAGAAUAGGAUCUUUUAUAACUCUGGAGAAACAAGCAAAUCUUUGCUCUAGUGACUUGAAUUCUCUUCUCAUCUGUGUUGUUGUGGGGUUUCGAAACUAUCAUAAUGAAGGCGAGGGUUUGGUGGUUGGCUUUGACUGCGUGCUCACAAGGGAAAAUGGUAUAAUGGACUUGUUCCAGGGAACUUUGAGGGGAUGGGACUAUGGUAAUGGACCUGACAAUGUGGACUCAGAUCACGUAUUCCUGGGAUCUGAUAAUGCUUUGAAGUUCUCUGGGUCGCACAGUAUUGAAAAUCACAAAUAUUGUGAGAUGACCAUCCGAUUUUAUGUUGAGAAUUUAAAUAUUGAAAAAUUAGGUUGUUGCAACGUGAAAAAGUGUGGAGUUUGGGGUCCAUCCUUAGAGUUAACGACAAGGGAAGAGAAGCCAGAGUCCAUGAAAGUGAAAGUUGAACAUUUCUACCGUGGCGAAUCCAGCUCAGGGGAAGAGAAACCAGAGUCCAAGAAAUUGAAAAUUGAACAUUCCUACGGUGGUGAAUCCAGCUCAAGGCAAAACACUUAAAACCUUCAAUGAGGAGUUUCUGCAGAUUCAUGAGCUUUCGGAGAUCUCCUAGUUUAACUUGCUUAAUUGCUUCUGGUGAUAUAAGUACUAAAACUUGCAAUAUUGGUCCAAAGAUAACAGGGAAAAAACCAUUCAACUGUUAUCAGACUUUUCAGUUGACUUGAUUCAUUUAAUUGAGAAACACAAAUGAAGUUUAUAUCAGACUUUGAGUUUGGCCAGUGAUCGGCUGAAGUAAUUAUUGUUAAUGACUUCUUUGAUUAUAACGUUCUUUCUCAUAAGCCACGUAGGUUUCAUUCCUCAUGUCUUCCUUAGUUAAAUUCAAAUCUUGAACCAACCUAAGGAGACGCAUUUUAGCUAAAGCAAAUCCUCUAACAAAUACACUUUGUACUCUUGUUCACUUGAUGCAGGAGAACAAUUUAAGUACCAUAACUGUAGAAAAAGAGGCUUAAAUUGUGUUUGAAUAGUGCAAAGUUUGUGUUCACACAUCACUUUGUCAGA
Messenger RNA from Pistacia vera, 4131 nucleotides. RefSeq names its product TMV resistance protein N-like. The transcript has 8 exons. The coding region runs from base 1 to 3633 and encodes 1210 amino acids. The record is from RefSeq and is a predicted model, not a curated record. Gene Ontology annotation, molecular function: ADP binding. NCBI's taxonomy places the organism in Eukaryota, Viridiplantae, Streptophyta, Magnoliopsida, Sapindales, Anacardiaceae. Gene Ontology annotation, biological process: defense response; signal transduction.